GUCAGUAUGUGUACAGUACUGUUAUUUGAAACGCACUAACGCAGUACCUACUACUUCUUUUGAUGUCUUUCUUGGUCUUUUACGAAUCGUUGUAAUGUCUACGAAAAGCUUUUGAUAAGCAAUUACGAUGGAAAACCAGUCAAUUGACAAACCGGCUAUUGUGAGUCCACCGAGACAAGUUCUUCCUGGUUAUGUGGCACAACAGCCUCCACCACACAACAACCAAAUACACUUGCAGACGGAUUUCACGUCUCCACCACCAACACAUCCCCAUGGGUUCUGGCCACAACAAGCUUUUCCCAAUUCAUGGCAAGYACAAUUCCGUAUACCCAGUCCUGCGCCACAGCCCAAAGCUACCGUCACAAACACUACAACAUGCAAUAACAAUGCUCCUACGUUCAGUGCAUCUAGUAACAGUACUAUAAGAUCACCCUUGCCUCGUUGGAGGUCGUUCAACAAUAGUGCACGUCAACGAACACCUUAUCAGUAUGGGAAUACUCCAAGAAAUAAUUAUCCAAGACAGUUCUCUCAAAGUGCUAAUGGGAAUUUCUUUGCUAAUUCUCCACAAAACCCACAAACACCAUCAUCAUCGUCGACACAAAACUGGCCUCAAUUUAGUCAAAGACCUCGAUUCAUACCAAGACAACAUAUGCGUAUGAACAGACCUCGUAGUUCUGUUCAAAAUCAAUCAAAUGGAACUAAUCAGGAAACGAAUGCUGUGACUGAAUGUAAAACACGGAAGCGCAAAUUAAAAUCACAACAAUCUGGAGAACCACAGCGUGCUCAAAAACCAUGGAAUCGUGAAGAUGCUGUWAAAGCAAUUGCUGCUGAAAUGGAACUUCGAACACCUAAAAACAACCAACAAAUUAUGAUCAGAUUUCCAGAUCAUGAAAUUACGCGGCAAAUUGUUCAGAACUUUCAUACUGACAUAAAAUCUGUACAUUUCCAUACGCCAUGUAACCCGAGAUAUUGUUAUGUGCAAGUACAACCAAGUGCAAAUAUCGAAAAUGUUGCAAAUGCACUUAAUGAAACUUUUUUCCAACAUGAAAAAUUAAGAGUAGAAAUUAAAGAGAGUCAGUUUGAAGAAAAAGCUUUUCCAGAGUGCAUUGAUCCAUAUACAUUAUAUCUUGGAAAUUUGCCAACAAAUAUCACAUCUAAUGCUGUUAAAGAUGAAUUUCCAAAAGCCACUCGAGUUGACAUUGKAUUUGCUAAAAAAAUGAAGUAUACAAGAUAUGCAUUUAUUAAAUUUUCCAAUGCGGAAGAUGCAAUACAAGCGUAUAAAGAAAAAUAUAAUUUGGUUAUUGAUAGCCGAUCAGUGGUGUUAAGAUUCAGACGUGGCAAAGGAAAUGUAAAUCCACCUGGACAGGUUGAUAAAUUACCAAAUGAGAUGAAUGAAUUUGAYAUACAAAGUUUGCGGAAAAAAAUCAAAAGAGAGCCUAUUGAAGAAAAUAUUGAUGAAUAUGAUCCUCCUCCAAUUAAUGUAUCAAGAGUAGUUAAGCCUGAAAUGAUGGAAGAGGACGAAUAUGAACAUGAUUCUGUAUAUGAAUCUCAUGUACCUUAUGGAAAUGAUAUUAGCAUAAAAUCCGAGUGUCCAGAUUAUGAUGAUGAAUAUGAUGAACAAUAUUAUGAAGAGGAAGAUACAUCAAAUGUCUCUUAUACUUUCCGAAGAAAUGAAACUGUCAGUAUGGAUGUAGUGCUUGCUGAUAACAACAGUGUCCAGUGCAUUCAAACCGAUCACAAUGACGAUAUCACAAUACCUACUGGAGUUGAGGAUGAAGAUAGACGAUGGAAUGAAAAACCUGAAGACGAAGAUGAGUUUGAUGUGCCAUAUUCAUUUGUAUCAAAAAAACAAGUUUUAUCUGAAAAUAACAAAGACAUAACUUUGCCUACAACUUACUCUGCCUUGAAAGUUGAAGAAUAA
Messenger RNA from Diuraphis noxia (Russian wheat aphid), 1921 nucleotides. RefSeq names its product RNA binding domain-containing protein painting of fourth (gene Pof). The record is from RefSeq and is a predicted model, not a curated record. NCBI's taxonomy places the organism in Eukaryota, Metazoa, Arthropoda, Insecta, Hemiptera, Aphididae. Gene Ontology annotation, molecular function: RNA binding.